Messenger RNA from Pygocentrus nattereri (red-bellied piranha), 8051 nucleotides. It is a transcript of the gene trim3a, whose product is annotated as tripartite motif containing 3a. The record is from RefSeq and is a predicted model, not a curated record. The transcript has 14 exons. Gene Ontology annotation, molecular function: ubiquitin protein ligase activity; protein binding; translation repressor activity. Lineage: Eukaryota; Metazoa; Chordata; Actinopteri; Characiformes; Serrasalmidae. Gene Ontology annotation, biological process: protein polyubiquitination; proteasome-mediated ubiquitin-dependent protein catabolic process; negative regulation of translation. Bases 417 to 2735 code for a protein of 772 amino acids.
AGCAGUGAAAUAAGCCCAUAAAAGUGAAAGACAGGGCGUUGGAUUCAGGUCCAUGCCUCUGCAGUGGCCUCCAGAAAAAAAAGCCCUGACUCUGAUUUUCCUUAUUCAAAACCCACUCAUGCUAUUGGGGUGUGUAACUCCUCCCAGCGCUCCUCUAGCCAAUCAUUCGGCAAGUUGAGUGUGGCCACGCCCAUCGCCCCUCCCUCAUUCUCGGUCAACUGUUUCCUCCCAGUGUCUCCCAUAGAGAGAGAAAGGAUUACCGUUUAUCACAGAAAACCGCCUUUGUUUUCCUUCGUGUAGGAUUUAUAAUAAGCGGAUACGACUCAGUCCUUUUGGGGAUGUUGACGAUACUUUAAUUCCUGACAGAAAUUCAAUAGGUUAAGAGGUGCAUGUGCCUCCUCCACCUCUUUUUGUGAAUGCCUCUCACCAUGGCUAAGAGGGAGACCGGCAGCACCAGUCCAGUGGUGCGACAAAUAGACAAGCAGUUUCUGGUCUGCAGCAUCUGUCUGGAGCACUACCACAACCCUAAAGUCCUACCCUGCCUGCACACCUUCUGUGAAAGAUGCCUCCAGAACUACAUCCCCCCUCAGUCUCUGACGCUGUCCUGCCCGGUGUGCCGGCAGACGUCCAUCCUGCCUGAGAAGGGUGUAGCAGCACUGCAGAAUAACUUCUUCAUUACUAAUCUGAUGGAGGUGCUGCAGAGGGAGUCGGAGUGCUCUCAGCCCGAAGCCUGUAACGUGCUGGAGUCAGCCAGCGCUGCCACAGCCCAGCCGCUCUCCUGCCCUAACCACGAGGGCAAGGUGAUGGAGUUUUACUGCGAGUCAUGUGAAACGGCAAUGUGUUUGGAGUGCACAGAGGGAGAACACCGGGAGCAUGUGACCGUUCCUCUGAGGGAUGUUCUAGAGCAGCACAAAGCAGCUCUCAAGAACCAACUGGACGCCAUUCGGACCAGGCUUCCUCAGCUAACAACGGCCAUCGACUUGGUGAACGAUAUCUCCAGGCAGCUGUCUGACAGAAAGAAUGACGCCAUCUCUGAAAUCAGCAGCACCUUUGAGGAGCUGGAGCGGGCACUGCACCAGCGCAAGAACACUCUCAUCACUGACCUGGAGAACAUCUGCAGCACAAAGCAGAAGGUGCUGCAGUCUCAGCUGGCUGCUCUGCUGCAGGGGAAGGAGAACAUCCUGAGCAGCUGCAGUUUCACUGAGCAGGCUCUGAACCAUGGCAGCGCCACUGAGGUUCUCCUGGUGCAGAAGCAGAUGGGCGAACGGAUGGGAGCACUAGAGCGUCACGCGUUCCCAGAGCAGCCACACGAGAACGGCCACCUGCAGUGCCAGGUGGAGACGGAAGGGCUGCGGCGCUCUAUCCAGAACCUGGGGGUCCUCCUGACCACAAGUGCCGUGGGACACACUAGCGUGGCAACAGGAGAGGGGCUCCGGCAUGCUCUAGUGGGACAGUCCACUACUGUCACUGUCACCACCAAGGAUAAGGCUGGUGAGCUGGUAAAGACAGGGAACGCAGCUCUAAAGGCUCAGAUCAAAGGUCCAGACGGCUCUGUCACUAAUGCUGAGGUGACAGACAAUAAGAACGGCACGUAUGAUGUGGGCUACUCACUGUGGAGUGAGGGGGAGUUCUCUUUCUCUCUGCUGCUGUACGGCCAGCCUGUACGUGGCAGCCCCUUCCGCCUUCGGGCUGUUAAACCCUGCGAUGCCCCGCAGUCCCCAGAUGAUGUGAAGAGGCGCGUGAAGUCCCCCGGUGGAGGAGGAGGUGGGGGACAUGUCCGUCAGAAAGCAGUGCGGAGGCCCUCCAGCAUGUACAGCACUACCAAGAAAAAGGAAAACCCAAUAGAGGACGAGCUUAUCUACAGAGUGGGGACGAGGGGGCGGGAGCGAGGAGAAUUCUCCAACCUGCAGGGCAUCUCCACCUCUAGCAAUGGACGCAUAGUGGUGGCUGACAGUAAUAACCAGUGCAUACAGAUAUUUUCUAAUGACGGUCAGUUUAAGCUGCGGUUUGGGGUGAGAGGUCGUUCUCCAGGGCAACUGCAGCGCCCCACUGGAGUCACAGUGGACAUGAACGGAGAUAUUAUUGUAGCUGACUAUGACAACAGAUGGAUCACUAUCUUCUCCUCUGAUGGCAAAUUUAAAAAUAAGAUUGGAGCGGGGCGACUGAUGGGACCUAAAGGAGUAGCUGUGGACAAGAAUGGCCACAUCAUAGCUGCAGACAACAAAGCCUGCUGCGUCUUCAUCUUUCAGUCCAACGGCAAACUGGUGACCAAAUUUGGAGCAAAGGGAACAUCGGACAGGCAGUUUUCAGACAAAAGUGCUCCAAACACUCCAACGGAGCCGAGGCUCAGUAAAUCCGGCCCUGUCUUCAGUCCCCAUUUUGUAGCCGUGAACAACAAGAAUGAAAUCGUUGUGACAGAUUUCCACAAUCACUCUGUUAAGGUCUAUAAUGCAGAUGGGGAGUUCCUGUUUAAAUUCGGUUCUCAUGGGGAAGGGAACGGCCAGUUCAAUGCUCCCACGGGGGUGGCAGUGGACACCAAUGGAAACAUCAUUGUUGCAGACUGGGGUAACAGUAGGAUACAGGUGUUUGACAGCUCAGGGUCCUUCCUGUCAUACAUCAACACGACGGCGGACCCGCUGUACGGCCCGCAGGGCCUGGCUCUCACCUCCGACGGUCAUGUAGCGGUGGCGGACUCUGGGAACCACUGUUUCAAAGUGUACCGCUACCUGCAGUAGGAACGGGCCGCUACUGCCAGAGAAGGACGACCCAGCAAAUGUAUUGUACAGGUGCAAUGACCUUUAGCAUUUACCGUUUUAUUUUGCACACCGGAAAGGUCUCAGCCACUCAAAAAACCUUUAGGGAGAUGUUAACAGCCAACAAACCAUUUUAUUUGAGCCGAAUCCAUGCUAAUUGGACUGGAGCUUAACAUUUAUCCUGUAUUCUUUAUUGCACUGAUUUGGAUUGAUUGUGAAUUUUUGACUGAAUCCAAAUCAGACUGCAGACGGCCAACACAAGGGAGUAAUAAUAAUCACAGUACUCUCGGCAGUGCUUGUGAAGGCAGCUACUCUUUAAGCUUUUAAAGUACUUUAUGAAGUAUUUUAUGAAUGUCUUGGUUUAGCUAAAAUAUCAAGCCACUUGGAUAUAUCCAUCAUCUAAAUGAAAUAGGAAAACCUUUCCAACAGCAUGGAAGCAAAGUUCCUUAGGAGUUUACUUCACAAAUGAUCAGUGAUCUAUCUUAUAAAUGUACUGUGAAAGCAAGCCAUUUCGUAUCAAACUGAACUAUUUGUGCAUUGACUCACUGUAUAUGUUGACACAUUUGUAUCAUAUCAUAUGUACAUUUGAUAGUUUUUUUUUGCUGUAAUAUGAGUUUGGAAAGCCACACUCCUUCAGUAGGGUCAAGCUUAGAAUGCCAGUGGUCUUAGCUGUAAAUGCACAUGUAGAGGAAGAGCAGCUUAUAGUUUUAGUGUGCGUUUGCCUUCAAAAUCUCUGCAUAUUUCUGACAAGGUUGUUAGCCAUAUCACACACCACAACAGCAUAAAUUUAGAAUGUUGUCUGCUCCUUUUUGAAGAGGGAAAAAUGUUAAUUUAUUUUAAUUUUGUAUACAGUGUUAUAAUUUACGGGUUAUCUUUUCUAAUUUCCAUGUUUUUGCAACACAAUGCCUUGACAUACAUACAGUAGACGCUUUCGCAUGAAACGCUUCAGCGUAGGAUGUAAACACAUUGCCAAAAUGUGAGUGAUUCAAAAAAUGUACAGAAACUUUGCCUUUUAAGAAGGAAGUGUUAAAGGCUCAGAAAGAAAUCAAGUUUACAGUUUUCCAUUUACCCAAAUGUAGACCAUCAAGACAUGCGUGGUGUCCUAGGAGCCAACAAACACUAGAAAUCAAUAGUCACCCAAACCUUUUCUGUAAAUACAUUCCCAGAACAUCUCUCAACCCACUCAAACCGCAUCCAGGACUUCACCAAUGACUACAGCAGUGGUCACCAACCCUGGUCCUGGAUAUCUGUCAUCCUGUGUGGUCUUGUUGGUUGUCACCAACCGCUUUCGAUCCAGCUAAUAAACUUCUUCAGAGGUUCUUGAUAGGCUUCACUGGAUGCAUUAGUUUUAGGUAGUUAAAGAGGAGCAUGUUAAAUGCAGGUUGGAAGUCAACUCCGCAGGAAGGUUGAUGGCCACUAGUCUAUGUAAGUUUUUUGCCAAGAAGCACUGAUGCACUGGAAAUAAAUCUGUGAUCACAAACUUAAUAUGAGCUUUUUUAUACCUCCUUUUCUCUUUCUUUCUCUUAUCAGUCAGAGAGGAUGUUUAAUUCAGUAAUCAGAUUUAUUCCUAGAUUGUUGAAGAUUGCCUGAACAGCAUUAAGACCUUUCAUUUUCACUUAUUCAGUAUUGAAUAUUCUUUAUCUCUAGUUUAUUUAUAUAAUCUUUUGGUUAAUUUAUAUUAUCAGAGUUCCUCUGCUUUAUAUUGUGUUUAAUUUAAUUUCUUACUGUAAAGUAACUAGUAUAAAUAUAUGGUGUUUUUUAAUACAAUACAAUACAAUAAACAGCCCUGAUGCAACAGUGUGUACAGCACAUCCACAAAUUAAUACAAAUUUACCCCAAUCAUAGCUUUUCAAUGCUCCUUCGGCAGAUUUUUCUGUUGAAGGAGGCCAUUUAGCAGUUUUGAUAGCCUGUUUAAAUGCCUGUAUGCAAAAUCCACACCCUUGACUUUAAUUUGAUGUUGCUGUAUUGUAUAGUCAAGCCCAGUAUUGGCUGUUCCUGUGAUGCUCAUGCACAGCAUGUAAUAAACUUUUUAACCCGUGGGAUAUACGUUCACUGCCUUGAGACCACAGCAAAUGCAAAAACGUUGACUCAUACAGUCAAUCUGCAGUUUCUAACUGAACUUGACAGUUAAACACAGUUAUUUUUCAGGUUAGUUAACUUAUUGUAGUCUCAGCUUCAGAUGACACAGAGUCGACUGGCAGCCACAACUACCGGUGUUCUGUCAUUUGCAUUCUGAUUGGCUAUCCACAUGUAUGUGUAAACACAGUUCCUUGCAGCAUGUUUAUCAAGUCAGGAAUAAGGUCUUGUUUUCUAUCUGGAUCCUAGUCAGUAAUUGAGAACAGCCACCUGCGCUGGACAUUGUGAUAAAAGUGAGCCUUUUAGGGCAGAAUAUAUUUGUGGGAUUUUCACAGUUGCCUCCUACACAAAAGGCCAAAACAGCAGGUUGUGAUUGGUUAUUUUGCAGCAAAAAGCACAGGAAUCUCUGCCAAUAGGUCUAGCUUGUCCCACACGUCAUUGAAAAAAAUCUGCAUGUUUUUAUUAACAUGAUAAAGUGGGACAAAUUUUGUUCUCACACAGCUGCUCCUAAAUGAAAAAUUUGGUCACAUUUGUUUUAAAAAGAAGCAGCAAAUGGCAGCUUUUCGCUUGCGCUGUAGAAUUCUGCACUGUAUGACUUACUGUACAUGAUAGAAAUGUACAGAAGUGCACAGUUAAGAUAACAGCUGUUGAUUCUGACUCCUUAUUUUGGGCACAUGCAUCACAUCACAUUCUCAAUUUCUGUUUAUUUUUUUUUUAAAAAAACCCUGAAGCAUGCAUUCAUAUUCGAUAUGAAGAUAUAUGUUUAGUAAUGGAAACAACAGAGAGUGUGAAUCUAACUUAGCUUGUUUGAUGCGCUUCACCAUGAAUGGAAGUUGGAUUCUGUGGCACUUUUUUGACUACAAAGGCUGGCUGCUGCAAUUAGCUACACAGUGAUUGUAAUGUCCUUAAGGAAUUUAGUUAGUCUUUUCAUUUUUCCUUUUUCCUUCUUGUAUUUAAUGAUUUGUUGUUACUUAUUUUUCAUAAAUGAGAAAAAAGGGACCUAAAUAACUAAAAUCUUUAGUUUAACAAGUUUAUUUGUAAAAUAAGUUUCUGGUCGCAACACACGAUGACUAGUCUCCUUGCAUCCUUGUGACGCAUCAUAGAGGCAAUGCCAUAAGUGCAUCUGGCAUUAAACGUAUUACAGUUCAUAUAUUAGCAAUGAUGAUGUUAAAAACUGUGUUUUUUAAGAAAAGAUAAUAAUGGGUUUGUUUACAGUUGUGUAUGAGCUAAUAGGUAUAUUAGCAGCUGCGGUAACUUCUACCUACAGUACAGAACAGUAAUGUAUAUGGCAAUGUUUACAACCAUGUACAAUAUAUAAUUAAGAACACAGGCACUGAACAGGUUUUGUAUUAUUUAUUUACAGUUUUCACCUGCAUGCUAAUGAGGAGGACCGUAAACAGUCAACCUUACUACAACUCUGUCUUCAUUGGCUAUGUUUUAGCUUGGUGUUUAGUCAGUUUCGACCAGAGAUAUACAUACCUAGAUGGCGCGUUGUCUGUUGUUCUCUAUGUGAGGGGAUACAUCUGCACAUUAGCCACGUUGGAGUGGUCAAGGUCCACUUCACGUGUAUUGAGAGAUGGUGAGUUCUGAGGAUUAAAUCGGCCACAACUUCCUUAAUACUUAAUCUAGGUUGCGCUGCUGUCAGUAGCUUUUAUUUCUUUCAUAACCGAUUAUGGUAAUCAGCCGUAAAUACCAGCAGGAAAACAUUUAGUCUGCACCUAUUGUUAAAAACUGAAUUUAGCAUUAGAAACACAAUCUCACACACAUCAGCAAAUCCUUCAGUGUAUGAAUAAUUUGAAAGUUUAAUAACCCCCCAAAACACUGUAAGAAGGAUAAAGCUGAAGUUGGCGUCCUAUUCGCCAGCUUCUUGUUCCGAGUUUUCCCAUUCCAUCUUAAUUUGGUGCAGCAGUCACUUUCUGGUGCCUGAAGCUGCAAGAAGCUGUCACCUAAGAAGCUAACUGUGUAAGAAGGUGCUAAAGUUAAUCUGUUAUGAUUAUUUACACAGAUUAAGGAAUGCUAAAACUUACCAAGCUUCAAAGCUUUAACCAUCAUUGCAAAUAAAUAACUACUGCAUAAAAGUUAAGAUCCCCUGAAUAGACUAUUAAACAAAACAAGCUUAAUAUAAAACCAGAGGAAAAACAAUCACAUCCACAGGUUCUCUGGGCCUCACCAUCCACACGAACAUAUCUACACAUAACAUGACUCAAAAAAUACACAUCACACAACCAUGAGCGUGGAUGACCUAAACCACACUUUGACAAGUCUGUGUUACUUUAGUGAAGGUGGGUUAACCUGGAUGCGGUUUGAGUGGAAUUUUGGGAAUGUAUACACGGAAUAGAUUUACUGAAUUCUAGUGUUUAUCGGUGUUAGACUUGUAGCCAAAGCUACAAAGAUAGAAAAUUUGGACACCAAACAAGUCUCAGCUGAUCAGCUAUAUCUGGGGUAAGUGGAAGACUGUGUCGGUUUGAAACUUCCCUUUAGGAAGCUAAAACUUACAAAGAUUUGUGCCAAGAAUCUGCUGAUAGUUUGAUCCACAAAGACGGUUGUUAGAAGUGUAAAUAGUUCUGCUCCUAACGUUUUUAGCUUAUCUUCAAAUCCUGCUUCUACCCGUCCAGACUAGUGUGCAUUGCUCAUUUUCUAAGUCUACUUGACUUAAGCCUCGUGUAACUCAGUAGAAAGCUGUUAAAACCACUGUUCCCUACUAGAAGCUAUAUUUAACAGGAAGUAUCAGUGAAGCAAUCCAUUCUUUAGUGAUCUUUAUUUGACAUAACAUCCUCUUUACUCAGGCUACAUAUUUGGCAUAUAAAGGCAGACAUUUCAGUAAAAUCAGUAUUCAGUUUGAGUUCCAACAGUUUCAGGUUCACUUUUUAAGACCAGUCGUCUCAUAAUAUGAACUUUAAAUGCGUCAGGCAAAGCAAGGCAGGGACUCGGUGGUUAAUCUCACAUUGAUCACUGAUCCAGACAUCACUGUCUGAAAGGCAUAAUCUUUGUUAGGUAAUGCUACAUCCUACAGGACUAAUGUUUCAUAAUAAGUGCGCAUUCCAGAAGGUAUAGUACCUUUUACAUAACAGAGGUCAUACUUAAGCAUUGCCAAACAUGGACUCUUCAUUAGAAGGUCAACGCUACGACAUGCUUCUGCUGAACUUUAAACUGUGCUGUUCCACAAAUUGCUUUUCUUUCUUUGUCAUAUGCACUGAAAAUAAAAGCACACGAUUUACUCUG